Molecule: messenger RNA, 3282 nt
Organism: Aedes albopictus (Asian tiger mosquito)
Lineage: Eukaryota; Metazoa; Arthropoda; Insecta; Diptera; Culicidae
Gene: nes
Product: lysophospholipid acyltransferase 5
Exons: 5
Coding region: 860-2254 (464 amino acids)
Biological process (GO): lipid modification; phosphatidylcholine biosynthetic process
Cellular component (GO): membrane
Molecular function (GO): lysophospholipid acyltransferase activity; 1-acylglycerophosphocholine O-acyltransferase activity
Source: RefSeq, a predicted model, not a curated record
UAAUUGAACGCUUCCCUCUAUCCACGCAUUCGCAUUUUGCCUAUCUAUCGCAUUACGACGGCCUACGACGGUCAAAAUCGUGUGUGAGUGUCGUGUCUUGAUGUGUGACGCGGUGGUCUGUGCGUGGCUUCGCCAGCAGCAUAAGUUUUCUUUCGACGUGUAACCGUGCCGACGAGCAGAUCGUCGCCUGCUGCGUUUCGCGAGGAAAAAGUUCAGGAGUUUUCCUCGGGUUCGAAAGCGCAUCAAGUCAAUUUCUGUGAUCUUUCCGGGCCGUGAUCGAUUCGGGCUGGGUCCUCCACCGGUGGAGACGCGCGAUUGGUUGUGAUAUUUCGCUGAAGCAGAACUAAAUUCACACAGCAGCGGUUGUGGUGGCUUCACGUGCCAUGCAUGGAUUAGCGAAAGUGAUAUAAUUGUAGCCUCCUCGUUGCCUCUCCUCCGCACUAAAAUUUGCGACGUCGAUAACAACAAAUCGCUCUGGGGCGAAAAACAAAUUAUAUAAGUUCCGAUGUGAUAUUAGUGCUGCAAAUACGACAAAUUUGCGAAUUUCCACAAAUAAAAGUGUGUGAAAAUAACCCAACAAAUCAAUGAAAAGUGCAUUCAUUUUGAAUAGUUGAAGAAAAAAAAUCUGUGUCAAUAGAAGGGUGAGAGUAAAGCAAGGCGGAAGAGCGAAACACAAGAGUCGCAUAUACGGCAGUAGGCGCUGUUUAGAGGUCGCCUGCUGCAGUUUCGAGGCCUACUGAGUUGUGAGUGCACAACAUCGUGCCGUGCGUCUCUGCUGCAGUUUCUACGCAUCGAAGUAGGCAGUCGAAGUGUUAUCACCAGCAACCAGGCAACAGCAACAACAACGGGAACGACGACGAUGCUGAAUCCGGUAGAAGCGUUGGCAAAUCUAUCGGGGGCAUCGCAGCCUGCCAUCCGACUGAUUCUUUCCGUACUGGCAGCAUAUCCUCUUGGUGCAGUCUAUCGGAACCUGAAGACUUCCAUCACCGUAAAAAACCUGUACAUCGCAGCAACCGGUCUCGCCAUCGUGCUGUUCAACUAUGGAUUCGACUUGUAUCACAGCCUACUGGCGGUGGCCGCCAGCUAUUUCCUGAACACAUUCUUCGCCACCACCAGCCUACUGGUGCCACUUAGCUUCUGCUAUCACCUCGGCUAUUUGCUCAUCGGCUACUACUACACCACGUCCGACACAUACGACAUCAAAUGGACUAUGCCCCACUGCGUACUUGUGCUGCGGCUAAUUGGAUUAGCGUUCGACAUCUCGGACAGUCGCGAAAAGGAGCGCCAGAACAAGAGCGACGAUAAGUGCGUUGGAGUUCCGUCGUUGCUGGAGUUGAUUGCGUUUACGUACUUUCCGGCUUCGGUGCUGGUUGGGCCUCAGUUUACGUUGCUUCGCUAUCGGCGAUUUGUGAGCGGACAGUAUGAGCAGCAUACGACCGGUGCCCCUGCUUAUGCGGCCAAGAAGUUUUUGCAGGGAGCUUUCUAUCUGGUGGUGAAUCAGGUGGGAUCGCAAAUCGUACCGGAUUCGUAUCUGCUGUCGCCGGAGUACGAGGAGGACUCGUACUUCAUGAAGCAUGUGUACAUGGGCAUGUGGGGACGGGUUUCUCUGUACAAGUACAUCUCGAUUUGGCUGCUGGCUGAGGGGGCUGCUGUGCUGUUCGGUCUGACCUACAUCGAUGCCAAGCCGGGCGAACGGGAGUACGAUCCGGACGAACUUUCCGGCUGCACCAAUAUCAAGGUCGGUGUCUUUGAGAACACGAGCAAAUUCGGUCAUUACGUCGAGUCGUUCAACGUCCAAACGAACCACUGGGUCGCCGUGUAUGUCUACAAGCGGCUGAAGUUCCUGAACAACCGUGUCCUGAGCCAUCUGGGGGCGUUGCUGUUUUUGGCCAUCUGGCACGGAUUCCACAGCGGUUACUACAUGACGUUCUUCAUGGAGUUCAUGGUGAUCCGGAUGGAGAAGGAGAUCGAACCAAUUCUACAGAAGAACGAACGCGUUCAAGCGCUGCUGCAGCAACCCCUGGUCAAGGUGGCCGUCUUCGUUGUGCUCAAGUUCUACACGAUCGUCUUUGCCGGUUGGUGUUUGGUUCCGUUCGUAUUCCUCAGCUUCUCCAAGUGGUGGCACAUCUACACCGUGGUUCGAUUCAGCGGGCUAUUCCUCUUCUUGUUGGGUAACUUUGCCUCCAGGCCGAUAUUGAAGGCCAUUCUACCUGCAAAUCCAACGCCCGCUACCGAAGCGAAGAAGGCACAGUAAGCCCUUUUUCUAGACUUGAAUUCGUCAAUUUUCCGAAUGGUUUGUGAAGCUUUAACCAAAAUGCAAAAUAUUCUAUCAGACCUGUAUAAGAAAAGAUUCAAGAAAGACAUUUGAAUCCAUCCACCAGCCUCUGAACUGGUUUUCAUUUCGUAGAAUCUUUUUGAUUUGCUAAAAUAACUUAGUUGUUCGCAUUAUUUGAAAUGAAAACAUCGACUGCACUAAAGAUUGAUUUAUAUAAUUUAUACUGAUGUCAGGUAUUUAAUACAUCGACGACAUAUACAUCCACGUACGCAACUCUAGAUAUACGACCGAGUUUGAUAAGUUUGAGUAUCGCGAUCUGCUACGACUACCUCUUGCCAAUAUUGAGCCCUCGUUCUUUCGGUUUCCUAACUGUAUUUUCUUCCCCCCGGACCUGACGUUCCUGUACUACAUAAAAGCGUAAUACCCCCUAUUAUCCGAUUUUCCAACUAAGCAAUGAACGACUAUACACCUAUGAUACAGAAUUAUUAAUUAAAAAACGUAAAUUAAACGAACCGUUCAAAGUUUUACACACGCAAUGCAAAACCGUUAGAAGGUAAUUUUUAUCUCACCAUCUCACUCGUUAGUUCUUAUCGAUCUGAUAAAAGUAAAACUUAUAAACAACACCUGUGCUAGUGCCAGUUGGUAGAGUGAAAUUAUAACAAGAAAAAGUAUUUAUUUUUAUAGGGAAAAGAAAGAAAAACAAAUAAUUAAAAUCGGAAAUCGAAUAAUGGUAAGAGAACCCACUGCAGCAACCCAGAGAGAUGCACAGAGAUUGGAGUGCACUAGUUUUGGUAGAUAUUCUUCCAUAGCUUACACAACUGAAAGAAAAGGAUACUACUGUUGAACAGCAGCCAGCAGUAUCAGCCUAUAGACAUUAGAACAAAACCGGAAAAAGCGAUAAAAACGUUGAAAACAGUAGAAAUAGGUCAAACAAAUGAGUAAUUUUAAAUGAAACUUCAAAUAAAUAAAGCAAAGUGCUAGUCAGUUUUUGAGUUGAAUGAAAUCGA